Carassius auratus (goldfish) is the source of this 2366-nucleotide messenger RNA. Its product is annotated as zinc finger MYM-type protein 1-like. NCBI's taxonomy places the organism in Eukaryota, Metazoa, Chordata, Actinopteri, Cypriniformes, Cyprinidae. The record is from RefSeq and is a predicted model, not a curated record. The coding region runs from base 325 to 2268 and encodes 647 amino acids. The transcript has 2 exons.
AAUUGGGCUUAAGCCCCGAAUGUUUUGUCAAAAGCCCCGAAUCUUUUAGGUUUUUAAAAAUAAUUUCAACUUUGUUUAAUUUCCUCUCAGUCUUUCUGACUGGAGCUGCAAAAAAUGAAACAAAAGCACAUACCGUGCGUGGUGGCGGACGGUAAUGCAUCGCGCAUCACUCAGCUUGUUUGCCAACUGCCAAUAAAAACUAACGAAGAAGAAUAUUAAUCUUCUUCGUCGUUGUCAUCAGGGGCUGGGCGGGCUAUUGUUACUAUAGUUACUACUAUUGUUACUGGCGGGCUACUGUUUUUCACCAGCUAACCGGCUGAAGUUAUGGCUGAAGUUAUGGACAUAACAAAGUUUUUUAUACGGAACACUAACAAUAAACCUCACCGGCCAGAGAGAGAUUCAGAAGCAGCGUCAGACGAACCGCGGACAAGUGUUACAGAUGAGUCAGCUAGGGAAGAGGAAGGACAGGCAGCACAGCAAGGGACAGCAGGUGGAUUAACUGCAGUUAGUGAUCUAGGGACUCUGGAAAGUGGCCCAAAGCAGGUUCAUCUCCCACAGUACCCCCUCAGCCAGUUUGGAGCUCAACAAAGAGCAUUUAACAAGGCAUGGUUUGAGCAAUUUAAAUGGCUGGAGUACUCUGUAACCAGAAACUGCACAUUUUGUUUUUCAUGUCGCCUAUACGGAAGGCAAAACAUUCGCGCUAAUAAAGAUGCACUCAGUUGCUCUGGGUUUUCAAAUUGGAAGAGGGCUUUGGAAUCCUUCCGGGAGCAUGAAAGAAGUGCCCUCCACAUUUCCACCAUGACAUGCUGGCAAAGUUUUAAAAGCACAAAAACUCAUGGGGAUGUAAUUGAGCAGCUGAAAACUGCUAUUGCAGCAGAAAUCUCAGAGAGGCGUCAGUACCUUCAUCGUAUUGUGGCAGCAACCACCUUUUUAGGAAAACAAGGCAUCCCAUUCCGGGGGCAUGAUGAGCAGGAAUCUAGCCAGAAUCAAGGCAACUUUAUUGAAUGUAUGAAGCUCCUUAAACAAUUUGACCCAUUUCUACAAAAAUAUACUCCCCCUUCUCAUACCACUUACCUCUCUAAUUUUUCCCAAAAUGAAAUGAUAACCAGCAUUUCACAAGAAAUCACAGAAAGCAUCAUCAAGGAAAUGAAGAUUGCAAAGAUGUACUCUGUGAUGGAAGACGAGGCCAGAGACAGAUACACAGAGCAGCUUGCAGUCUGUGUGCGUUUUGUUACGCAAAAGGGCAUAGUGCGAGAGUGUUUUCUUGGGCUUCGGAAGUUACAGGGCUUUGAUGCAAAGUCCAUUGCAGAUGAGAUAGAGGCAAUGUUACAGUCGCACAACUUGGGUGACCUACUGUGUGUUGCACAAGCCUAUGAUGGGGCAUCUGUCAUGAGUGGAGCAGUGGGGGGUGUCCAAGCCCGCUUUAGAGAGCGACACCCUGAAGCAGUGUAUGUGCACUGCUAUGCACACGAACUCAACCUUGUUCUGUGCAACACAUGCAAAUCUAUACCUGAAGCUACUGCAUUCUUUGAACUGCUGGAGAAUGUGUACACAUUUUUCAGCAACUCACUUGUGAACCACAACAAGUUCAUAGAAAUCCAGAAACAACUUGGAUUAAGGCCAUCUGAACUUGUGCAGCUCUCCACAACAAGAUGGGCGUGCCAGGUGAGGUCUGUCAAUGCUGUCUUGAACAACCUUUCUGCCAUUUUAGCAUGUCUCCGCAACAUGAACACAUCCAUGGCCCUAGGGAUCCAGUCAAAGCUCUGCAAGACAAAGACACUCUACAUGCUUGUGAUGUUUUCCAAACUCCUCGGCAUAACUGAAGGUCUACACCGGUACCUGCAGGGGGAAAGUUUGGACUUGGGCAAAGUAGUUCAGUACAAGACGGCAGUCCUUCAAACUUUGACAGAGCUCCGCACAGACUCUGGUGGUGAAGAUGUGUUCAGGAGGGCCAUGGCCUUAUGUGAGGCAAAUGACAUCCAGCUCCCUGUUGGUCCCAGGCAAAAACAAAAAAGAUAUGAUGGUUUUGUGGUGGAGUCAGCCUGUGGGUCAACCUCCAAUCUGACCACCUCAGAUGAAUUGAGACAACAGCUUUUUUAUCCAUGCCUGGACAGGAUGGUAGAGGAACUCACCCAUCGGUUUUCAGGUCUGGGAGAAGCACUUAUGUCAGGUAUUCAUGCUUGCAACCCAACCACAGAGACCUUUCUCUCUGAAGAAGCCCUCAAAAGCCUUGCUUCCCAUUACAAGAUUCAGUUGAAGCCAGAAUAACUCCUAUUGGCUAAAAGUUUCAUCAAUAUCAAUCAAUCACCUUUAUUUAUAUAGUGCUUUAAACAAAAUACAUUGCGUCAAAGCACUGAACAACAUUC